Messenger RNA from Neoarthrinium moseri, 864 nucleotides. RefSeq lists its product as uncharacterized. NCBI's taxonomy places the organism in Eukaryota, Fungi, Ascomycota, Sordariomycetes, Amphisphaeriales, Apiosporaceae. The transcript has 2 exons. Bases 1 to 864 code for a protein of 287 amino acids. The record is from RefSeq and is a predicted model, not a curated record. Gene Ontology annotation, molecular function: oxidoreductase activity.
AUGCCUCCUGUUUGGUUCAUCACCGGGGCUUCCAACGGUUUUGGCCUGUCCCUUUGCCUACGCGCCUUGAAAGCUGGGCACAAUGUCAUCGGCACGAUGCGCAACAAAUCAAAGGCAGCGCAAGCACUUAAGAGUAUCGAAGAUGCUGGUGGCAAAGUCUUCGAGCUAGACAUGACUGAGCCCCAGGCUAGCGUAGCCAAGAAAGUCCAAGACGCCGAGGCUAUCUACGGCAAGAUCGAUGUUCUCGUAAAUAAUGCCGGUUACUCUCUUCUUGGCCCUAUCGAGCUCUUCACUGAGGAAGAGGCCAAUCGCCAAAUCCAGACCAAUUUGUUUGGCCCGCUGUACGCUAUCCAGGCUGUCCUUCCGGGCAUGCGCUCUCGCCGGUCCGGCACUAUCGUCAACAUCAGUAGCGUGGCUGGGCAGGACGGGCUGGCUACUUGUGGUCUGUACGCAGCUAGCAAGUUUGCUCUCGAGGGUCUUUCCGAGUCCCUGGCGAGGGAGGGAGCCGAGUUUGGCAUCUCAGUCCUGAUCGUCGAGCCGGGCGGUUUCCGCACCAACUUCCUAAAUGCCAUGGUGGUGAAUGAAAAAGGCCUGGGCGAGAAAAACGAGUAUCAGGGCACUCAGGUGGACAAGACGAUGCAGAACUUUGCUGCCUAUAAUGGGAAGCAGCAGGGUGAUCCGGAAAAAGGCGCCGAGAGAAUCUGGGGGGCGGUCACUGGGGAAGGUCAAGGCGGCCAAGUGAAGGGAAAAGUCCUUAGACUGCCGCUUGGGAAGGACUGUUUCGAAAGAAUCUCCCAAAAAGUCGAUCAGGUGAAGAAAGACCUCGAGAUGACGCAAAGUCUGGCAUUUUCGACGGAUAUUUAA